Messenger RNA from Suillus plorans, 510 nucleotides. RefSeq lists its product as uncharacterized. The record is from RefSeq and is a predicted model, not a curated record. The transcript has 2 exons. Bases 1 to 510 code for a protein of 169 amino acids. NCBI's taxonomy places the organism in Eukaryota, Fungi, Basidiomycota, Agaricomycetes, Boletales, Suillaceae.
AUGUCCACAUUAGCAGCUGUCUCGCAGUCCGCGAAUAUGUCCGACCUUCUGCCCACCCACUUCGUCGGGACCACCAUGAACGCAGUGCAAAACGAUGAGGGGAAAUUCCGCGUCUACUUCCAAAACAAAGACUACCAGAUCUACGAAAUGUCGUUGAACGACCCGAAGAGCACGGCCUACACCCUGCUCAAACUCACGAACAGCAACAUUCCCGCUGCUCGUAUCAACACGCCCAUCGCAGCCGUGGCGAGUAACGACUUAGAAGAGAUCCGCGUUUUUUACAUCACCGUGGACAGCCGUGUGCAGGAGAUUUGUCACUCCAAGCGCCAUGGUUGGCAGAAAGGCGCGACCAUCGGCACCGCUGUUGAGAACAGCACCUGCUUGUAUGCGCAAGGCCGGUUCGUUCACAAUGAGACCCUGCUCAGGGUUGGGUUCCAGUCUGCAACCGCUCCACAGACCAUCACAGAAGGUUGCGCUACAAAAGACGAAUGGAAGAUCCGUGUACUCUAA